This is a messenger RNA of Musa acuminata subsp. malaccensis (wild Malaysian banana), 1594 nucleotides long. Its product is annotated as RNA pseudouridine synthase 4, mitochondrial. Gene Ontology annotation, biological process: enzyme-directed rRNA pseudouridine synthesis. NCBI's taxonomy places the organism in Eukaryota, Viridiplantae, Streptophyta, Magnoliopsida, Zingiberales, Musaceae. Gene Ontology annotation, molecular function: pseudouridine synthase activity; RNA binding. The record is from RefSeq and is a predicted model, not a curated record.
CUCCGCAGCCCAGUAGAGUGGUGUCACGGUCGUCUCACGCUCAUGUCGGCGGGGCUCGUCCGCCUCUGGCAGCGCCGCCUCUCCUCGGCACCAUCGAGCUCCGCGAGGAUCCUCUCUUCCGUGCUCUUGCGUUCUUUGCACUCCGCCGCCCCCGCUUCUUCUCUGAUCGAACAACACGAGCCGAUAAAGCCGAAGGGAAAAUGGCUCACCCUGCCCCCGUUUUCGCCACCCAUCGAUUGCGUUUCCGUCGGGAAAGAGCUAGCCGGCCGCCGCCCCGUGGCGGAAACCGAGCCCAUGUCGGCAUUGAAGUGGGUCCGCCGCUGUUGCCCCCACCUGCCCAUGUCUCUCGUCCAUAAGCUCUUCCGGCUGAGGCAGGUACGGAGGGAUCAAACAGCACAAGUGGUAUACAAUGGUAAUGCAACUCCUGCUGAACAGGGCCGACUGCGAAGGGUCUCGGUGAAAGAUGCUAUGAUGCCUGGAGAAGUAAUCUUUUUACCUGUAUCCGUGCAAAAUCUUACCACCGAGGGAAGUUAUAGGUCUAAGUAUAAUGAUGUUGAGAUCAGCUUCGUUCGCAGCCUCGAAUUGUACAAGGACGAAGCUAUUAUUGUGGUCAACAAACCUCCUGGUAUGCCGGUUCAGGGUGGCGUUGGCAUCAGAUAUAGUAUGGAUGCGCUCGCGGCAAAUUGCUUGAAAUAUGAGUGUUCUGAACCACCUCGACUGGUACACAGACUUGAUAGAGAUAGUAGUGGUGUUCUUGUGCUAGGUAGAACCCAAACUAGCGCAACCAUUCUGCAUUCUCUCUUCCGUGAGAAAACUUCUGGAGCACUAGCUGAUGACAUCAAUGUUACUCAAAGGCCACUGCAGAGAAAGUACUUGGCUCUUGUUAUUGGAACUCCAAGACACUCAAAAGGCUUAAUAUCUGCUCCAUUAGCAAAGAUUGUACUGGAAGAUGGGAAGUCAGAGAGAAUAAUCAUUGCAGAUGAUGGAAAGUCCGCAUCAUCACAGCAUGCCUUGACAGAGUAUAAAGUGAUCAGAUCAAGUCAUGACUACACAUGGCUAGAGCUUUUCCCGCUAACUGGAAGAAAGCAUCAGCUUCGGGUCCAUUGCGCUGAAGUUCUAGGAACACCCAUAGUUGGGGACCACAAGUAUGGUAGGCAUGCACACCGGAAGUGGGAACCCAUGCGGUUACCAGAGUCAAUUAUCAAGGGUGAAAAGAUCCCCAAAGAAAAGCUUCCAUUUGGCCUUGAAUUGGAUGGCGGAAGCAUCUCCGAGAAGUUACCUGGCUUGCAUCUCCAUUGUAAACAAAUGGUUUUGCCUAAUAUUUCAGUUGCUUUGCAGCAGCUGCAAUCAUCAACAGACCAUGAUUUCUCAAAAGUUGAGAAGCUUAAUUUGGUUGCUCCUUUGCCAUCUCAUAUGCAAAGAAGUUGGGAAAUCUUGAGCUCAUUGUUAUAAACCUUUAAUUUGAAUGUUUGAUUAUAUAUUUCCUGUUACUGGGAUGACACUUGUAUCUUUACUAUCAUUGGUUAAUUUUUAUAGAGUUUUGAGAUAUCUUGGUGAAAGGAACCAAGUGAAGUUGACUAUUAUUAUUACUUGC